AUGGCUCAGCCAAGGUGCAACAUCCAGGUUGAACGCGCCAAUGGACUGAUCCUCCAAGGGCUCAAGGCCAGAAUAUUCGACCCGAUCAAAAAAUACGGCUCCAAGUGGAUUCAAAAACUACCCAGAGUAGUAUGGGGGCUGCACAUGCAGAGAAGUCGGGCUACCGGCAACUCCCCCUUCUUCAUGGUCUAUGGUUCUGAGGCCAUCCUCCCGACGGAUAUGGCCAUUGGUGCUUCGCACACCCAGAAUUACGACCAAGGUGAGGCCAAAACCACUCAGCGAACCGACCUCGACUCGGCCGAGGAGCACCGCCUCACGGCUGCCCUCCAACAUGCCCGGUACGAGCAACAGCUCCGCCGCUACCAUGACAAAAAUGUCCAGCAGCACGACUUCAAUGUCGGCAAUCUGGUACUCCGUCGGGUCCAGUCCCCCGAGGAAAACUCACAUCCCCAUGGGAAGGUCCCUUUAUCGUGA
Messenger RNA from Panicum virgatum (switchgrass), 474 nucleotides. RefSeq lists its product as uncharacterized. The transcript has a single exon. Gene Ontology annotation, molecular function: nucleic acid binding. The coding region runs from base 1 to 474 and encodes 157 amino acids. The record is from RefSeq and is a predicted model, not a curated record. Lineage: Eukaryota; Viridiplantae; Streptophyta; Magnoliopsida; Poales; Poaceae.